Limanda limanda (common dab) is the source of this 2019-nucleotide messenger RNA. RefSeq names its product protein SOGA3. The coding region runs from base 91 to 2019 and encodes 642 amino acids. The transcript has 10 exons. Gene Ontology annotation, biological process: regulation of autophagy. The record is from RefSeq and is a predicted model, not a curated record. NCBI's taxonomy places the organism in Eukaryota, Metazoa, Chordata, Actinopteri, Pleuronectiformes, Pleuronectidae.
UGUGGACCCGGUUUCUGGAAGGAGGGAUGUUUGCAGUCCGAGCUGAUACAGUUUCACUUGAAUAAGAGCUUGGGGAAGAAAGGGACAAAGAUGCAGGCGAAAUCAGCAUCACCGCCGGCCUCGGAGCCGGAGCUGUCCCCGGAGCCCUGCAUCCCACAGCCGGCUCCACAGCCGGACCAGCGGCUGCAGGAGGAGAUGGAGAAGCUGGAGGAUGAAAACGAUGAUCUUAAGAUUGAAAUCGAGGAGAUGCGGGCAGAGAUGGAUGAGAUGCGGGACACAUUCUAUGAGGAGGACGCAUGUCAGCUGCAGGACAUGCGCAGAGAGCUGGAGAGAGCAAACAAGAAUUGUCGGAUCCUUCAGUACCGACUCAAGAAGGCAGAGAGGAAGAGGCUCCGCUUCUCAGAUAGCGGCCAGGUGGAUGGAGAGCUGCUCAGGAGUCUGGAGCAAGACCUGAAGGUGGCUAAGGAUGUGUCUGUGCGGCUGCACCAUGAGCUGGAGAGUGUGGAGGAGAAGAGGACAAAGACAGAGGAGGAGAAUGAGAAGCUGAGGCAACGGCUGAUAGAGGUGGAGAUCACCAAGCAGGCCCUGCAGAACGGGCUGGAGAAAGCCAAAGAGCUCUCACUGAAAAGAAAAGGAAGUAAAGAUGGACAGAGGGCAGAGAGGAAGACUCCACAAACCCCUAUCGAGGAAGAAAAUGAGGAUCUGAAAUGCCAGCUAGCCUUCAUCAAGGAGGAAGCCCUCCUGAUGAGGAAAAAGAUGGCGAAGAUCGACAAGGAGAAGGACCGACUGGAUCAGGAGCUGCAGAAGUAUCGCUCCUUCUACGGGGACGUGGACAGCCCUCUGCCUAAAGGGGAAGCUGGCGGACCUCCCACCACCCGUGAAUCAGAGCUGAAGCUCCGCUUACGCCUGGUGGAGGAGGAGGCGAAUAUCCUCGGGAGGAAGAUCGUGGAGCUGGAGGUGGAGAACAGGGGGCUGAAGGCUGAGCUGGACGACAUGAGGGAGGACAGCAUGGCGGCAGCAGGCGUGGAUGGGUCGGGCCGAGGAGGUCAACAGUGCAGAGAACAGGGCGAGGCUCUGUCGGAGCUGAGGCAGCAGCUCCAGCUGGUGGAGGAUGAGGCAGAACUUCUUCGCAGGAACUUAGCAGAUGUGGAAGAAGAGAACAAAAAGGUGACAGGUGAACUCAAUAAACUGAAAUUCAAGGCCGGAUCCCAUGAAGCUGGAUCGAGACAUGGAGGAGCCGACCCGGCUAAAAUGGAGGCCGCGCAGGAGGAGCUGAAAGCAGCCCGUCUGCAGAUCAAUGAACUGAGUGGCAAAGUCAUGCAGCUCCAGUAUGAGAACCGCGUGCUGCUCUCUAACAUGCAGCGCUACGACCUGGCCUCCCACCUGGGCAUCCGGAGCAGCCCGCGGGACAGCGACGCAGACAGCGACGGUGGGAGGGAUGACGACGCCCCUUCGGCCUCGGCUUCCUCGCCUCGCCUCCUCCCGCCACACCGCAAGCGGGAGGGCCCCAUCGGAGGGGAGAGCGACUCGGAUGAGGUGAGGAACAUCCGCUGCCUCACCCCGACCCGCUCCCUGUACUCACCUGUGGAGAGUCGUUUUUUAGGCCGAAGCCUGAAGGACCGGCAGCAGAUGAUAGACGUCCGCAUCGAGGCGGAGCGGCUGGGCCGGACCAUCGACAGGCUAAUCGCUGACACCAGCACUAUCAUCACUGAGGCCCGAGUUUACGUCACAAAUGGUGAACUGUACGCCAGACUGGAUGAGGAUGAAGAGGGUGGCAGAAUCCGAGAGCAUGAGCUGCUGUAUCGCAUCAACGCUCAGUUGAAAGCCUUCAGGAAGGAGCUGCAGAGCUUCAUAGACCGGCUGGACGUCCCAAAGCAGGAGGACAAACAGGAAGAGGAGCCCCUGUCUAUGUUCCAGCCCAUUAUUUUGCUGAUCCUCAUUCUUGUUCUGUUUUCCUCACUCUCUUAUGCCACCAUUUUUAAAUUGGUAUUCCUUUUCACCCUCUUCUUUGUUCUAUAA